Messenger RNA from Babjeviella inositovora NRRL Y-12698, 1578 nucleotides. RefSeq lists its product as uncharacterized. The transcript has a single exon. Bases 1 to 1578 code for a protein of 525 amino acids. The record is from RefSeq and is a predicted model, not a curated record. Lineage: Eukaryota; Fungi; Ascomycota; Pichiomycetes; Serinales. Gene Ontology annotation, cellular component: cytoplasm.
AUGGUGUUUGCACUCUGUGUAGUCGACUUCCACCACAUCCGUGGUCCCGAGAUCCAGCACUGGAUCUCACCCGACGGUGACGAUAAAUCCGCAUUAUUCCCGAACUUGCCCUUCCAGGCGCUCCCCGACGGGUCCCAUCUCUUUGCAGAGCUGUUCACGCAGUUCACGUUGCUCUACGACUACGAAAACGACUUUUCCCCUGCCCCGCUCGACCCCGACUACGACUUUUCCACCGUCAACACUUUGUUUGGUUGCGGGUGCAUCCGACAGAUCCAGAGCCUGGAGCUCGCGGCACUGGCAGAUCUCACGCGUUCCGUGGUGCAAAAGGCGGUAGUGGUAAUCUCUCGGCAGCCGUUACUCAACACGAUCAAGGAUAAGCUCCGCAUCGUCACCAACUCCUACUUCGACCAGCACGACUUUCUGGACGUUCUGGUGUUGCAGAGCUUGCUUCACGACCUCUUACUCGUCCACAGGAGCACUGUGGACAAUACAGACUACUACAUGAACCUCAACCUCCGCAUGUUCCUCCUCCGGUUCAAGCAGCGCUUCCUCGUGGUAUUCAAGUUGCUCUUGCUUGAGAAGCGCGUGAUGAUCUAUAGCUCGCGCGACGACUUGAUAGACUUCGAGCUUAACUUGAUUUCGCUCGUGCCAAACCUCAUGGGCAAUCUCCAAGACUCGGGCUCGCCGCGCCUCCACAACUUGUCGGUCAAGGAACGUCUUCGCAAACCGUCGUCGCUCAACACGAACGACCGCACGUCAAUGCUCCGCUUCUACGGUUUACCGCUCCAGAUCUUCAACCGGGGCGGUUUCUUCUACCCUUACAUUUCGCUCCAGCAGCUCGACGAUUUGUCUAAUGAGCAGUCCAAGUUCUACAUUAUUGGCACCUCCAACCAGUUGCUCCGCGACCGCAAAGCCACGCUUUGCGAUGUGAUCAUCAACCUUGACACCAACCAGCUCGAGUUCCAGGAUCCCGCGCUUGAGGCUGUGUUAGGCUUGACUGUCAACGACAAGCGCUUUGCCGACGACUUGGUCAGCCAGACUGCCAAGAACUUUCACCGUCUGACCACCCAGUACCUCGGCAGUGACGACUACAUCCGGUGCCAGCUCGAGGAGUACUUGCUCUCGCUCCUCCUGACCGCCAAGUGCAACAGCUACAUGUCACAGUAUGGCAUUCCGCCGCCGGGCUUUGAGUAUAAUGAUCGGUCUGGGAACUUGGCGUUGUUCAACGAGCAGUUUGUCACCACCUGGAUGGCCACCCAGAACUACGCCAUUUGGAAUGCCACCGCUGACGACUUUGUGUUUAAUUUCCUGGAGCCACAGCAUGUGGGGAUUGAGACUGAGACGGUCGGAUUUCUUGAUAGAAUCAGCAUGUCCAAGUUUGACAUCGUGGAGGCCCAGCGCGCCGAGGCGGCCGUGGAAAGAAAGGAGAAGCCAGACCGCAGCCCAGGGUCGGAUAUGGAGACUUUGACGGAGAGUGCGAGCGCCGUGAACUUGGAGGAGGCAAAGGUGGAGCCCGCUACGGCAACGGCAGCCACGUUUAUCGAGAGCUGGAGCAACUGGGCUUUCAAGGGGACGUAA